UUUUCUAAACUCAAACCUUCACAACCCACCACCGUGCUCAUCCAUGGAGGACGACCAAGAGACGCGUCUGUCGCAGAAAAUCGCAGCGAUUCUCGACGACGCUCGAACCUCACUCGCCACGCACAACCGAAAGCUCAAGGAACUAACCCUCCUCCGAUCCAAGUCCCCUUCCCCUUCCCAUUUCUUCUCCGCUUUCUCCAAAUCCCUCACCCCGCUCUUCAACUUCCAACGCCGCCUCGCCUCCGCUGACCGUGCCGUUGCGUUCGUCUCCUCCUUCGCCGCUGCCCGCCCUCCCGCUGACGCCUCCGCUUCCGACGAUUUCCUCGACCACUUCCUCAACUUCCUCCUCGUCGCCGCUGCCGCCGCCAACAAAACCGCCAGGUUCCGAGCCUGCCAGAUCGUCUCCGAGAUAAUAUUGUGGCUGCCAGAUGAUGCAGAAGUGAGCAAUGACCUAUGGGAUGAGGUGAUAGAUUGCAUGAUGGUGAGGAUGCGGGACAAGAUCCCUGUGGUGCGUACUUUUGCGAUUAGGGCGCUUUCGCGCUUUGUGAAUGACACCAGCAACAGUGACAUUCUUGAUUUGUUCCUUGAGCUGCUUCCCUUGGAACAGAAUGCGGAUGUUCGUAAGAUGAUUGUGUUAUCUUUGCCCCCUUCUAGUGCAACCUCUCAAGUUAUCAUUGAUUGCACCUUGGAUGUGAGUGAAUCCGUACGCAAAGCGGCAUACUGUGUUCUAGCUAAUAAGUUCCCUCUUCAUAGCUUAAGCAUUAAGCUCAGGACAGUUAUUCUUCGAAGCGGACUUGCUGACCGAUCUGUUGCUGUCUCAAAGGAAUGUUUUAAACUGUUGAAAGAUGAAUGGCUUAUAAAGUGCUGUAAUGGUGAUCCUUUACAGCUUUUGAAGUAUCUUGAUGUUGAAACCUAUGAAUCAGUGAGUGAGUCUGUCAUGGAAGCACUUCUAAAAGCUGGUUUAGUUAAACUACAGAAUGGUGCAAGUAUCCAACAGUAUAUUUCAUCAAAUGGUGACACGGCAGAAGGGGACUCAGUUGAUUGUCAACCAAGCAUUGAGCUGAUGGAAGCUGAGGCUGCUCUGUAUUGGAGAACUGUGUGCAAGCAUUUGCAAUCAAUAGCACAAGCCAUGGGCUCUGAUGCUGCAGCCACAACGGGCACUGAAGCAGAAGUGUAUGCAGCAGAAGCAACAGAUACAAAUGACCUUCUAGAAAAAAUUCUUCCUGCAACAGUUGAUGAAUAUAUAGAGUUGAUUAGAGCUCAUAUCAAUGCUGGAUCAAACCAUCGUUUUGCAUCCCGGCAGCUGCUUUUGCUUGGGGCUAUGUUUGAUUUUUCUGACGCAACAAAUAGGAAGACUGCUAGUGCAUUUCUGCAGGAGCUGAUGAGGAAGCCUCCAGAGCAUGAGAUUGAUAAUGAAGGAAAUGUUGUUGUUAUUGGAGAUGGGUUAAGUUUUGGUGGAGACAAUGAUUGGGCUGAAGCUGUAGCGAGAUUGGCAAGGAAAGUUCAUGGUGCUUCUGGUGAAUUUGAAGAAGCUGUUCUUGCAAUCGUAGAAGAGCUGGCUCAACCUUGCAGGGAGAGAACAGCUGAUUAUGUGCAAUGGAUGCACAGCCUUUCACUUUCUGGCCUUUUACUUAAAAAUGCAGUGUCAUUGCGGUUUCUUCAGGGCAAGGCUAUUGGAGCAGAUGAUCUACUCCAAUCUUUACUACUUCCAGGGGCAAAACAAUCUCACUUGGACGUGCAAAGGAUUGCUGUCAGAUGUCUUGGCCUUUUUGGGCUUUUGGAAAGGAAACCUAGUGCAGAACUAUUGAAACAGCUGAGGACUUCAUAUAUCCAAGGGCCACAUUCAAUCAGUAUAGAGGCCUCUAAAGCAUUGAUUGAUCUUGUAAUGUGGCAUGGUCCUCAAGAGGUUGAUAGGGUUUUAAAGCACACUAUUCCGGGCCAAAUAAAUUGUGACAAGAAAAGUUUUUGUCCUGUGAACUUCUCUGAUUUAGAAGGGGAUUUGAAUGUUGAAACGCUUGAUAUCUUAUAUGGUGGCUUUGAAAAUGAUGACUGGGUUAGUCCUUCAACGAGUAAUGAUGAUGAAUGCAUUAAUGCGGUACUUGGAGAAGGGUUUGCCAAAAUUCUUCUUCUAAGCGACAACUAUCCAAGCAUACAUGCCUCUUUGCAUCCUGUGCUUUUAUCCAAGAUCAUUUACUUGUACUUCAGUGAUGUGUCGGAACACCUGUACAGGUUGAAGCAAUGCUUAUCUGUUUUCUUUGAGCACUACCCAUGUCUUUCAGUCAAUCAUAAGAGGUGCAUAUCAAAGGCCUUCAUUCCAGUAAUGCGUUCAAUGUGGCCAGGAAUUUUCGGCAACUCCAGUGGUUCUUCUUUUGUGGUGUCUCAGAUGCGUAAGCGUGCUGUUCAAGCUUCACGUUUUAUGUUGCAGAUGCUGCAGAUUCCUUUAUACAUUAAAGAGACUCAACCAGAGAGUGAAAAUACUAAUACGGAGCAGCCACAAGUUAUAGAUAGUUGUGCUGAAGUUCCAUUUGAGUGUGGUGAAGAGGGGCUUGCGCUUCGCAUAGCCAUAGAGGUGGCAAGCUUUCACUCGAAGAAGACAGCUGCUGAGAAGUCAUAUGUGUCAGCAUUAUGCAGAAUACUUGUCUUGCUUCAUUUUCGGUUGUCUGAACAAGGGCCAAUAAAAAUUAUGAGGAAACUCCUAUGUCGCAUGGUUCAAUGUGUAUCUUCAGAGAAGGAUCUUGUUAAAGAAUUGACCCGCAUGGCUGACCAUCUCAUCACAGUCGAUAGACAACCAGAUCAGGAUUUGUUGCAAGAUGAAGUUAAUCUCAUUUUGGGGAAAUUGGAAAUUGACUUCAACCUGGAUUUGGAUAGUUCUGCUACAAUUCCACAAACACCAGCUGUACCCCCAACCAGACCUGCGCGUUCUAGGAGAAGGGUUAGGAUUGAGGAAGAUAGUUCUUCUGAUGAAGAAGUUUCACCUGUUUCUGUGGUUCCUACAACCAAUCAGACUGUUAAAAGUCGUUCACAGAGAGCAAGCAAAACUGCAGCAAUGAGCAAGAUGAUGUCUUCUGCCAGGAAAUCACUCAAAAUCGAUGAAGUUGACGAGGAAGAGGAAGAGGAAGAGGAAGAGGAAGAGGAAGAGGAAGAGGAAGAAGACUCUGGUGUGACAUCUGAAGAUUCUGAUGAAUCGGAUCAAUAAAAUUAGAUAUGUGCUUGACAUGUUAGAUCUAAUGGCCCUUGCUUUGUAAUUUUCUUAAUCUAUAUUGUAUUGUUCUGAUUAUAUGUAUUGCAGAUUUUGUACAGAAGAGCAGGUCAGUAUAGUUCAGCUUGCAUUCUUGCAAGCCAUAGGGUAUUAUUAUUAGUAUUGUAAUGAGUUGGAGUGAAUGAAAUUCUUGUCCAGCAAUUGCUGGCGACUCUACUGUCUAUCUUUUUAUUCUUCUAUGGCCUAGUAACACUUUCUUCUGACAAAAUAUAUUUAAAUUACUGUUUUCUA
Lotus japonicus is the source of this 3490-nucleotide messenger RNA. RefSeq lists its product as uncharacterized. Gene Ontology annotation, cellular component: condensed chromosome; condensin complex. The coding region runs from base 44 to 3196 and encodes 1050 amino acids. Lineage: Eukaryota; Viridiplantae; Streptophyta; Magnoliopsida; Fabales; Fabaceae. The transcript is spliced from 12 exons. Gene Ontology annotation, biological process: mitotic chromosome condensation. The record is from RefSeq and is a predicted model, not a curated record.